AAAAUGUACUCAAUGCUACUCGUGUUCUUCCUCGCCGCGUCAGCGCUUGGCGCAGAGUGCCCACCAGACGGCUCUCCGUUCUUCAACAUCGCGCAUGAAACCGACUGUUCUAAGUUCUACACGUGUGCCCAUGGCGUGCCUGUGCUACAAACCUGCCCUGAUGGCACUCACUUCAGUCCCAUGCACUUGGUAUGUCAAGACCCCGUGUUCGCCGGCUGCAACAACACCCUCCCAGCGCUGUGUCCGGACUGGAGCAUGCUCCCCAGACCGCACCCUGACACGUGCAGCAAGUUCAUCGUUUGCCAAUACGGCACCGUUCACGUGUUCGACUGCCCGGCGGGGUUAGAAUUCAACGCUGAACUGCUGGAAUGCGUGUGGCCUGCCGAAUCUAACUGCAAUGCUUCACAAGCUUCAUCAGACAAACCUUCAACGGACUCGUCUCAAAAUGGCGCCGAACAAAAUGGCGACCAACAAGAUGGUGGAUCACAAAAUGGCGGGCAACAAGAUGGCGGAUCAGAAGUAGGGUGUCAGCAAGGAGACCUGUCAAAGCAUGAAGAUUGCAGCAAAUAUAACGUUUGCAAUAGUGGCGUUCAAGUAGCCAUGGACUGCCCGGCGGGUUUGCAAUGGAACUCUGAACUCUCGUUUUGUGAUUGGCCAGCAUCAGCCGGGUGUCAAUAAAAAAUAGGCGUUUUCUACAAAUAAUUUUAUGUCUCCAAAAUAAAAAAAAUAUAAAAA
Cydia amplana is the source of this 735-nucleotide messenger RNA. Its product is annotated as peritrophin-1-like. The record is from RefSeq and is a predicted model, not a curated record. Gene Ontology annotation, cellular component: extracellular region. NCBI's taxonomy places the organism in Eukaryota, Metazoa, Arthropoda, Insecta, Lepidoptera, Tortricidae. The coding region runs from base 4 to 678 and encodes 224 amino acids. Gene Ontology annotation, molecular function: chitin binding. The transcript has 5 exons.